This is a messenger RNA of Mesitornis unicolor (brown roatelo), 1723 nucleotides long. It is a transcript of the gene TCTN1, whose product is annotated as tectonic family member 1. Gene Ontology annotation, cellular component: MKS complex. The record is from RefSeq and is a predicted model, not a curated record. Lineage: Eukaryota; Metazoa; Chordata; Aves; Mesitornithiformes; Mesitornithidae. Gene Ontology annotation, biological process: cilium assembly; protein localization to ciliary transition zone. The coding region runs from base 1 to 1716 and encodes 571 amino acids. The transcript is spliced from 14 exons.
AUGGCGGCGAGGCUGAAACUAGGGGUCCUUCUCUUUAUUCUUCUCUUGUUGCUGCUUCGGGUAGCAGAAACGAGCAUGGAGCCCGCUGCCAGUGCGGCGGGGUCUGCGGCGCCACCGGAAACCCGCGCUUCCCCCCAGGCGCAGCCCCGCAGCGGGCCAGCCCCGAUCACUGACGUUGCCAAGCUGUGUGUCUGUGACCUGUUGGUGGCACAGUGCGAUGUAAAUUGCUGCUGUGACCCUGAUUGCAGCGCAGCCGAUUUCAGUCUCUUUACUACGUGUUCGGUUCCUAUUGUCAUAGGUGACAGCCGUCUUUGUAGUCAGAAAGCUGCUGUAUAUUCACUUGAUGUUGAAGCAAAUCCACCAGAAAGGAUAUUUAAAUUAAUUGACCAAGUCAAUCCCAGUGUUUUCUGCAUUCAUGCUACAAACUAUAAACAAGCACUCUCCUUCAGUUCCCCUGAAAUGCCUACUUCUGAAAAUUUUGAUCAAUUGCUUAAACGGUUUGGAAGUGCUGCUUUCAGUGCUGAGCCUGACAGCUGGAAUAUGAACACGGAUGCUCAAAAUCCUUCUGAUGCGAAUGAGACUUACAGAUACGUGUAUGGUGUUCCUAUACAGACGGCGGAUGCAUUUUUAAGACUGCCUAGUCCUGUUGUCUCCUCUUGGUGCUCUGAUGCAAAUCCUGCAGGGUUUUUAGUAAACCAGGCUACAAAAUGCACUAGAUCAGUAAGCGUGGAAAAAUGUGGCAACAUCCAAGCGGUCAGUAUGCUGUUCUAUAUCAACUCCAGCAUUUUAGCAGUGCCCAAAUCAAGUCAGAUGGUGAAUAUUACUGUCCAGUCCAUAGCUGUCCAGUCUCUGAAUGGAAUGCGGUCUUUACUUAAUGGUGGUGAUGUCCUCAGGCUCCCUAUGAUUUUGGAUGAACUGUGCAUAAAUAUAGUUCUUGGGGUGAGUUAUCACAUUACGUACACAGACGCAGGAGAGAUAAUAGAAGCAGCUGCUUCUUUUGUCCUGGGGGCAAUUAACCAAGCAGCACUUUCAAUACAGCAGCACUUCGAAAUCAGCUUUACUCAGGUGGAUACAAAGCCGGUUCCUCUCAGUGGUAAUCCUGGUUAUGUUGUUGGACUGCCUAUAAGAGCGGGCUUCCGGCCACAAGGAUCUGGCAUCAUUCAGAAUACUAACAAAUACGGUCAACUUACCAUUCUGCAGAGUACAUCCAACCAGGACUGCCUGGCAGCACAGGGAGCCAGAACGCCAAUAUUAUUUGGUUAUAACAUGAUAUCAGGCUGUAAGUUACGAAUUACUGCAGCUAUGAAAUGCCAGCUUUUGACUCAGACCCUCCUAGAUCUACUGAAGGGACAAAGCUUUCCCGAAUACGUGGCCUCGUUUGGAAAUUCUCAAGCCCACAAUGUGCUUGACUGGGUGCCGAUAACUCACCUCCGCAUCGCAGAACAGAGCUCAUGCCAAAUACCAGUAGCACUUGAAAUAGAAGUGAAGUGGACUAAAUACGGAUCCCUGGUCAAUCCACAAGCCAGAAUAGUCAACGUUACAGCAACAAUCACUACCACCACUUUGAAGCAGCUUCCCUCAGGAAGGGAAAGGACUAUUCCUAUAAUCAGUUCUGUUGCUUUCACUGAUAUUUCUUCACCUGCAGAGCCAGGCUAUAAAGCUUGGCCCACCAUUAACGUCAAGUUACCUUAUGAUUUUUUCUUUCCAUUUGUCUAAGGUAAGU